AUGAGCUCCAGCCACCCAGGCGACUUCAACGUCGCGACGGCCGAAGAGAGCAGCAGCCUUCUAGCGUUCCCGACCCUCGUCGCAACCAGCACCGUGAUGCAUCCAACAGCCAUACUCUGGACGACAUUCCUCGCCCAUCAGAGUUCCAAGAACAGGAGCUGGAACGGCAUCAAGGAGAUUAUGACAGAUACUACGAACGACACCCACGAAGGCACCACUAGUGCCACUACAUAUUGA
Messenger RNA from Diaporthe amygdali, 237 nucleotides. RefSeq lists its product as uncharacterized. NCBI's taxonomy places the organism in Eukaryota, Fungi, Ascomycota, Sordariomycetes, Diaporthales, Diaporthaceae. The coding region runs from base 1 to 237 and encodes 78 amino acids. The transcript has a single exon. The record is from RefSeq and is a predicted model, not a curated record.